Zingiber officinale is the source of this 1143-nucleotide messenger RNA. RefSeq lists its product as uncharacterized. Lineage: Eukaryota; Viridiplantae; Streptophyta; Magnoliopsida; Zingiberales; Zingiberaceae. The coding region runs from base 1 to 1143 and encodes 380 amino acids. The transcript has a single exon. The record is from RefSeq and is a predicted model, not a curated record.
AUGCCUAUUCCUGUUCUGGCUUGCUUCCGGAGCGGCUCCGCCGUGGAGGCGUCGGCGUCGACAGCCGCGAUGCCUACCUGGACGACCUCCGUCUACGCGACCCGCCUCGGUGUCGCAGCGCUCACCUGGUCCUGCACCUUCCUUGGCAUAUCAGUCCGCGCCGUUCUCCGCCUCGCCGACGAGCAAGGACAGGUCGAGGGGGAGGAGCCUUUCCUUUUCCGCAUCAGGCCGCGGUUUCUGUGGAAGCGGCACGGAUCGAGGCGCUUCCGCUUCAAGGGACGCGGCGGCCGGCGCCGCUCCGUGGACUUCGUGUGGGACCUCAGAUGCACGGUCUUCCCGCCUUGGGGAAGCCCUGAGCCCGUUCGGAAGUUCUUCGUCGCUGUCUCCGUCGACGGUGAGAUGCUCCUUGUCGCCGGGGAUAUGAUCGACGAAGCGUACAAGAAGGCUAAGAUUCAGAAGCCCCCUGCGUGCUCUGCACUGGUAUCAAGGCUGGAGCACGCGUUGAUGAGGGAGCAUAGCAGCGGCCGGAGGUCGCACCGGACCUGCGUACAGAUGGGAGGCCGUAAUCGCGAGAUCUCAAUCGAACUCGGGGCGAAGGAGAAAGGGAAGGAAAUGUGGAUGUCAGUGGAGGUUGAUGGCGAGCAGGUCUUCCACGUGCGGCGCCUCCGAUGGAAGUUCCGGGGGAGCGAGAGAUUGGAGCUCGACGGCGGAUGGAUUAUUUUUUGCUGGGAUCUCCACAGCUGGCUUUUCCAGUCUAAGUACGGCGGAUCUGUACCAUCAACCUACACCGUCGGCGCCUCCGUCCCGGCAGAGGUAGGGCGCGCUAUGUUCCUGCUCCGGUUCGAGGGCGAGCCGAAGCCAAACACGGAGCCAAUGGAUAAUCACGCCGGCAAUUCAAUCUACAAAAAUUUGUUGACCGAGAGAUAUAAUCAAAAGGAUGGGCACAUUAAUUGGAGUUGGAGUAACAGUGGCGUCGGUGGCGAACAGAGGAAGGGAGGAAGGAAGACCACCUACUCGUCCUCUUCGAUCUCAUCGGCCUCGUCAGCCAGCACUUGGUCGGUGAUGGAGUGGGUGAGCCCGGAGGAAGCUGAGCUGCGGAGGAUGCAGGGCAUCUCACUGCUUGUCUACGCCUGGAAGAAUUAA